UGGUAUCCAUGGGAGCAUCUGUGGGAGCAGUAACAAAACAGACCCUGUUCCCUCCUCUCAUGCCUGCAGGGCGACCUUUCCGUGUGUCGAAUGCCUCCCGAAGCAGCCGGAAAGGAAUUGUUGCAAGCAGUCUGCAAGAGCUCAUCAGCAAGACUUUAGAUGCUUUCCUUAUAUCUGCUGGAAUAGUUACUCUGGUUUUGGAGGAAGAUGGCACGGUUGUGGACACAGAAGAGUUCUUCAAGUCCCUGGAUGAUAACGUACACUUCAUGGUUCUAGAAAAUGGACAGAAAUGGACACAAACAAGAAAUGGAGUCACUGCUGUGAGACAAAAGAAGAAAAGGGGAGUAGCUAACAUCACAUUUGAUCUGUACAAGGUGAACCCUAAGGAUUUUAUUGGCUGCUUAAACAUCAAGGCAACCUUCUAUGAGAUCUACUCUGUCUCAUAUGACAUCAAAUGUAUGGGAGCAAAAAGUGUAUUGCGGAAGGUGCUUCAGCUAAUGUCCCAUGCAGCACAAAUAACUGGACAGUUUCUUCUCUAUACUGGAACGUAUAUGUUGCAGUUGAUGGGUGAAUAUGAUGAAGAUGGCACGUGUACAAGAUCAAGGCGGGAGUAGUGAACACAGAUGCACUUUUGAUAUUGGAUCCUUUUGCUUAAAGAUAUUCUCUUGCCCCAUUUUGAUUGUAAUGAUGUUAUAGUAGGGGAUGUCCACUGAUGUGAACUAACAUUUUUCCCAUUUGGGAAUGCUUGUAGGCCUUAGUCAUAAAAUAAGCGUUUGGUGUUCACAGGCUCUUAACGCAGCAAAAGGAUGGGUGCCUAAUGUCUGAGAAUUUGGCAAAAGGAGAGAGGGCAAUUUUUUGCCCCAGCAACUCAAAAUGGAGAAUAAGUAUACUUGGAAACUUGCAUGCUUUGUAACCAGUGGGGUAUUUCUUGCACCGAUCAAAACGUAGUUUGGUUGGGUUUUUUAAUGGCUGUCUACUUGCCUUCUGAACAGACUGGUCUGUAAGGUGGGGGUGGGGGAGCUGUGGUUUUUUGGUUUUUAAUCCUUAACAGUGCUGGUAUUAGUGUCCAACUGGCAUUGAGGUACAAAAUGGUGAAGUGUAGUUAUUUACUUCUGCUACCAAUGGAAAUACACACACAAUACAACUGAAUCCUGGUUCAGUGACUGACCACUCUCAUGAAGUCUAAUUGGAGAAAGUGCAACUACUAAGCAGAAGCUUAAAAUUUAGCCUUACUUCCCUUAAAACAAGUGAAAACAUUUCAUUUUAACUCUUUAUAUUUUUCUUCAAAUCUACAGAAAGUUCAGGUUAGUAUAGCUCAUACCAGUUGAAGAAACUGAUAUUUCUUUGAUGGUUCUGAUGUCCAGUUCUGCCUGAAGUAUUGAAUAAUUUGCCAUAGUUUCAUGACCAUGGCUUACAAGCAACCUGCUGAAGCUUCCUUCAGGGGUGUUAAACCAUCACUAAUGUAGUUUUUACCGUUCAGUUGCAAGAUGACACUACAUCCCAAGCUGUACUUCAGGUACAUGCAGCAUGGAUCUGUAAGACAUGCUGGAUUUUGAUGCCCCUGUGUUCAGGGGAGAGCAGCAGGACACUAUCCGGUCUUGUGUAACAUACAUAUGCUCUAAACUGGAUAUUUGCGGUUUUAUAGUCUCCCAAGACAAGCUGUAUUAAAGGGCAAAGUUUUUAAUCCUUAGGUAGAAUUGUCCAGAAUGUUUUCUACAGUUUAGUGAACUGCUAGGAUGACCAGCUUUCAGCAAGCUUUUCCUCAACAGUGUAGAAAACUGGAAAGCGAGCAGUGUCGGGCAUCUUGUGUCAAAAUACAGAAUCCCAUUGCUGAAGAGAAAAGCCCAACUUUGGUUGUUCAUAGGUGUGGCUUUUGAGGCUUUCAUUUGCUUGCUCAUGAGGAAUUUUAGUAAGUUAUAUUCUUAACAGCUUUCAGUCUUAAGUAAGGAGACAGCAGAUACAGGUAAUGUAUCUGACCUGAUGGCAGGUGCCACCUAGGAGGAGAAGCUCUGGUGACAGAGUGAACAAGUGGGGCAGGGGAAAGAAAGCAGUGGGAGCAAAAGGGAAAAGGACCAAUGUGGAACCCCCAGUGCUUGCCAUGCCUCUGCUGAGAGAGGAAUCCGUUAACUAUGUGCAUCAACUGCACUGGUUAGUUGGAGGAAAACCUAAGCAGGCGGACUGAAAAGGCCGAGCAGCGUGGUUGGUGGGAUCCAUUCUGACCUGUCAGCUGGAUCUGUUCGCUUCAAAUGUCACUAAUACGUGGGAAUAUUGGUCUUGCUUUAAUCUGCAAAUUUCACCUUCAUAUGCUUAUUAUUGCCUUCCCUUUAUGGAUGUGACUUAGCCAGCUGAAGCUGCACCUUUCAAAUCACUGUUGUGAUGAAAAGCAGCCUAAAUCCAAGUGUUAAAGGGACUGAUGGACACAAGCUCACUAGGUCUCUGCCUGUCUCUUCAGUAAAGGUAUUACAAAUAAGUAGAUAGCUAAGAAAAACCUUGUUUUUCUCCUGAUUUCUGUUGUUUCCCACUUACUUCUGAGCGUUUGCUGGAGUCGGGGAGGGCACACAGCUCUGGGCAAGGGGCGAACUGGUUCUUUCCUAAUUUCUCCCAGGGAAGAAUGCCUGUAACUUGCAGCACUGUCAGGUUUCCUUCAGAAGAAAACAGUAAACUGUUCUGUGAGUAAUGCAAAAGAGGUUAUGUUAAAAUGGAAGCUUUACACUUCAGCUGUAUUGUUUUUACCACCCCACCCCAAGUGAUUGUUGCCAUGAUAACUGUUGGCCAAAGUCUUUCUAUCCCUAUCAAGGAAUUGCAUUUAACUGAGGCAGUGCAAGGACUUUGUCAUUAAUUCUUUUGGCUUUUAAGGACCACUUAUUCUAUUAAAACAAGCACAUCUGUAGAAAGCAAACUCUAUCUAGCGUUCCUAAGAAUAUUUAUGUUGAUAAUGGUGGGAGCACCAACAUUAAAAAAAAAAAAACAACUUGCAUAGUUCAAUAUUGCAUUAAUUUGUGUGAAAUGCCUCUUCAACAUCUGUAAUAAAAAAGCUUUUGCAAGUCUGAACUGUGCAGAUAUCAAAUUCCAGCCUUCUAUAGCCAGAGGCAAUUGUUACAGAAGUAACACUGCGUAGUUUCCAAUGGUACUAUCUUAGAACUUAACGUGAUCUAAAAGGCUAACUCAGUAUGAAUUUGCAAUGUUUUUAGGCAGCUGCUUCUUGGCAGCUGAACACUUGAGCUGCUGAAGGUCAUGUGAGCUGCAAAGUCUCCAUCUUGGAGCAUCUCCCUCCUCUAAUUCAAAAUGCAAACAGCUGAACAAAGUAACUUGCUUUGAUAUUUCUCUCAAAAUGGAGUGUCUUGCAAUGUUAUAAGUGUCUGAAAUUUUCAUUGCCUCUGAAUCUGGGUUUUGCCACAGGCUUAGUAUUUGGGGAACAAUAUUUGCUACUGUACCAACUUCUUUCCAGUGAUAAAGUUUUGGCUUUGGGUCAAACUGGAGGAGUUUGUAAUUCUCUGAGUUGGAGUCAGUUUGAUUUCCCCCCCCCGACUGCUUAGGAGGCAUAGCUUUUACUUCAGCUGUAUGUGGUACACGGCAAAGAACAACUUCAUCAUUAUCUAGCUUUCAGAAAAUUAUACACAAGUGGUGUAUGAUAUCUAGCAAGAGACAGAAAAACUAAAAGCACAGGCUCUUAACUGCAGGUAUGUAGAGAAGAAGCUAGCUUUUCUACUUGACACUUUUAGAUUUGAUUUUUCUUUCCAUAAACUCAUUAAUCUGCACUUGUUACUGUUGCAGUCAAGGCUGGUAGCACUGACAUGUUGAAGCUGUGAAACGUGUUUACUGCCUCCUUGCUUGCUGCACUGGCUCUUUUUGCCUGUUGCUUUGCAUCACUUACUAACAAUGCACCAAGUCAUACUCUCUAGUUACCAAAAAAGGAAUUUUCGCUGAAGUACUCAAUCUUGUUGACUCAGGCACUGUUCACGUUCUGCAGGCAAAACAAAGUUGCUCUCUUCAUGACUAGAAUGAAGGAUCCAGUAGCUUUUUGUGUGUGUGUAAUUUAUCAUUACUUCAUUUCCUUCCUUUCAUAAACCCAUGAAGCUGUUGCUUUCUUGCACCUUCCUAGUCAUUCAGGAGAAAUAGGAUUACAAGUUGUUCUGUCCAGGGGGAAAAGAAGAGGCAGGGUCUAAAUUCCUUAGACCGUUUGGAAUAUGUUCUAGGAAACAUCCUGAACCCCUUCCCUACAGAGAAGGGAAGGGUAAAGAAAAGAAAAUAGGACUUUGGGCUGGAAGUUUUUUCAAUACAGUGAGUAGAGAGGUAGGUAUUCACAAUUUAGGAAAAGUUGGUAAUUCUGAAUAUUAACUGUGAAGAUAACUACAUAUGAUCAUUUGUACCUGACUAGAAUUACAACUCUAAAUCACUUCAGUAUGCUUCUUCCUGAGAUAGCACUUGAACUAAAGGCACAAGCUUCUUUAAUUAAAAACAAAAGAAAGUUUAAAACCAAAGUACAUUUUUUACUUGAUGCCUCAAGUUUUACUGGAGGUAUUAAUGUGAUUAACAUACCACUUCAGUUACAUAUUAGUAAGUAUCCUUGUGGGGUUUAGCGUUUAUCACUGCUUUCUCUACCUUACCUUGUCAUAUAUGCAGUUAAGAUAUUUAUUAACAUGAGCAUUGCUGUUUUGCUAAGGGGAAAAAGAUAGUAUUUUACCACUUCACAGCUUUCAAGCUCAGUAGUUUAACUUGCUAUGAAAAUUGAGAUGGGUGAGAAUUAUGUGUCAGUGAUGGCAAUAUUUUCUGAUGGUGGUGCCAAUUUUAAGGAACACUGCCCGUGAAUAAAUAAAUUCAAACGGUG
Aptenodytes forsteri (emperor penguin) is the source of this 4828-nucleotide messenger RNA. RefSeq names its product cell death-inducing DFFA-like effector a (gene CIDEA). NCBI's taxonomy places the organism in Eukaryota, Metazoa, Chordata, Aves, Sphenisciformes, Spheniscidae. Gene Ontology annotation, cellular component: lipid droplet. The coding region runs from base 9 to 614 and encodes 201 amino acids. Gene Ontology annotation, biological process: regulation of apoptotic process; lipid storage; apoptotic process. The transcript is spliced from 4 exons. The record is from RefSeq and is a predicted model, not a curated record.